AUGGCAGGAGCCCGUAUCUUGAUGCCCUUACUGGGCACCAACCCAGACCUCACUACACUACUUGUCUUCGAUUGCUUGUUAGCAAACUUCGACUACGACACCCUUCUCACCUUCAUCGAUGCCUUCCCAGCCUUUCUUUGCAUCAUCCAUGAAUGGGGUCUGGGUUAUCCUGGCCCCUGGCAGGACCAGAUCUUCCAAUGCACCCACCACCGCGAGGUUAUUGACUUUCACUCCCAGCGUCAAGGGGUGAGUGACGUAUCUCUCUCGAUAGAUCCCACAACCCGCGACAUCAACCUCUCUGAUUCGGAAUUCCCUAUAACGCACUGGGUCCAGACUAACCGCCUGGAAUUCCUACGACGUCUGCACGCCGAAGGGUUCUGGGAGCCGCUUGGCUGGACUCUCGACGGAUACAGCUACUUCAAACUCGCACUCGAUCAUAACGCUGUCGACGUUAUCGCCUAUAUAGCCCGACGGGCUGAAGGCAACACCACCUUCUACACCUCCGAAGCCACCGUCCCCGCCGUCACAGGCCUCCCGCAGAUAAUGCGGACUACACAUCUAGACAUCGCUCUCGAAGCCGGGCUAGGAAAUACAUUCUGGUCCUGGUGGGCAUCAAUCCAGCCUCGCCCCGACGCAAAACUCCUACUCAACCGCACCAGCCGCCGACUCCUCUGCGAGAUAUCCACCUACGAACAAGCCCAAGACCUCUACAACAAGCACAACAUAGACAUCUCAUCAUCCAUCCGGCGAAUCGGAAAUCUCGUACCCCCGGGCUACCCAUUCCCCGACGGCCCCGGUACACCGUGGCACCUAGCCGUGCGAAAUCCGAACAUCGAUUUCAUCGACUUCCUGCUAAAUCGCAUCCCCGCGCAGAUCGACUGGCUGCAAGGCGAGACGCGCUCGCCGCUGGUUCAAGCUCUUGAAGAGGGGAAACACGAGCACUUCGAGCGGCUUCUCUGCUGUACGGCGGAUCCACGAGUCGCCACGACGCGCAUCCUGUUGACGAUUCCGCACUGGAAUGAUAGGUGGUUUAUUUCGCUGCAGCCGUGGAUUAGGUACCCUAUUCCUGAGGGGCAGGGGUCGGCUCUGCAUACUAUUGUGGAGGGGCUUAAUGCGGGGCUUGAGAGGAUCGAACAUGAUAAGGAGGGGAAGACGCCUACAACGCGGCAGAAAGGAAAUUUGAAGAAGCAGAAGAUUAAACGGGCGGAGAGGCUUAUCGCGCAUGUUAGACAUGGGAAUGUUUAUGGGCAGCCAAGUUUGGGGCUAACGGAUCGUUCGGGGAGGACGGCGCAUGAGCUUGCGGAGAUGUAUGGGUUGCAUUGGAUUUAUAGUUCGUUGAAUCCGCGGCCGAAGAGACUGCGAUAG
Molecule: messenger RNA, 1365 nt
Organism: Aspergillus versicolor CBS 583.65
Lineage: Eukaryota; Fungi; Ascomycota; Eurotiomycetes; Eurotiales; Aspergillaceae
Exons: 1
Coding region: 1-1365 (454 amino acids)
Source: RefSeq, a predicted model, not a curated record